Messenger RNA from Papaver somniferum (opium poppy), 468 nucleotides. Its product is annotated as peptidyl-prolyl cis-trans isomerase CYP21-1-like. Bases 1 to 468 code for a protein of 155 amino acids. Gene Ontology annotation, molecular function: peptidyl-prolyl cis-trans isomerase activity. The record is from RefSeq and is a predicted model, not a curated record. Gene Ontology annotation, biological process: protein peptidyl-prolyl isomerization; protein folding. The transcript has 6 exons. Lineage: Eukaryota; Viridiplantae; Streptophyta; Magnoliopsida; Ranunculales; Papaveraceae. Gene Ontology annotation, cellular component: intracellular membrane-bounded organelle.
AUGGGUCAGGGUGUCAAUGGAAAAGAACUCCAAUACAAGGGAGUACCAUUUCAUCGAAUAAUUUCUGGGUUUGUAGUACAAGGUGGUGAUAUAGCUCAUGGGGAUGGGAAGGGAACUGAAUCUAUAUACGGUGGCACCUUCCAUGAUGAGAAUUUCAAGGUCAAACAUUCAGAUGCAGGUAUUGUUUCCAUGGUGAACUCUGGACCUGAUUCAAAUGGCUCACAAUUCUUCAUAACGACAGUCAAGCUGGAUGAGGAGCAUGUUGCAUUUGGUAAAGUGAUUCAAGGGAUGGACACUGUAUAUGCAAUAGAUGGUGGAGCUGGAACUUACAACGGUAAACCCAGGAAGAAGGAAGAAGAUAAGGCAGAAGAGGUACACGAAAUUACUCACAGGAUGUUCUUGGAUGUUGAUAUUGGUGAACAACGUAUAGACAUGUGUUUUGCUUUACAACAUGCUGUAGAUUGGUAA